Molecule: messenger RNA, 1870 nt
Organism: Pungitius pungitius (ninespine stickleback)
Lineage: Eukaryota; Metazoa; Chordata; Actinopteri; Perciformes; Gasterosteidae
Gene: wars1
Product: tryptophan--tRNA ligase, cytoplasmic
Exons: 11
Coding region: 201-1631 (476 amino acids)
Biological process (GO): tryptophanyl-tRNA aminoacylation
Cellular component (GO): cytoplasm
Molecular function (GO): tryptophan-tRNA ligase activity; ATP binding
Source: RefSeq, a predicted model, not a curated record
UAUCAAACCAAGCUGAAAUUAUAAAUAAAGCCCCUGAACGCAUUAAACGUUCCCACGGUGGCACUUUUGCGGUCAUCAAUUAAUCACGGAACCUUUGAAGAAGUGUAUUUUCCGGGGAAGAAUCAGAUCCAAACACCACGUCAGUCAGGCUGAUGCAAGUUGUAUGAGCUGUCGGCAGUGUGUGUGAAGAAUAUACGCAGAUGACAGACUGCCGAGGAGACGGCGAAGGAACCAAUAGUCCAAUGGAGGUCUACGAGAAACUGACAGCACAAGGAGAAGAAGUCAGGGCCUUGAAAACUGCUAAAGCAGAGAAAGCUGAAAUUGAUGCAGCUGUCCAGUUGCUUCUAAAGUUGAAAGUAGACUACAAACAGUUGACCGGUCAGGAUUACAAAGCGGGCUGUCCGCCCUCAGAGACCUCUGUUGCCCUCGAGAACAGGGCUUCAGCAGAUGGCGCUAAUGACGAAGACACAGUUGACCCAUGGAACGUAUCCACCAGCAACGCCAAGGGAGUGGAUUACGACAAACUAAUAGUGAGGUUUGGCAGCAGUAAAAUUGACAAGGAGCUGGUGGACAGAAUAGAAACUGUCUCGGGACAGAAGCCUCAUCACUUUCUUCGAAGAGGAAUUUUCUUCUCACACAGAGAUAUGCAUCAGGUCCUUGAUGCGUAUGAGAAGCACAAGUCCUUCUACCUUUACACUGGGAGAGGUCCUUCCUCAGAGGCCAUGCAUGUUGGUCACCUCAUCCCCUUCAUCUUCACCAAGUGGUUGCAGGAUGUAUUUGACAUCCCUCUGGUGAUCCAGUUGACUGAUGAUGAGAAGUACCUGUGGAAGGAUCUAACAUUAGAAGAGUGCCACCGCUUCGCUGUGGAAAAUGCUAAGGACAUCAUUGCCUGUGGCUUUGAUGUGAACAAAACCUUCAUCUUUUCGGACCUUGAAUAUAUGGGUGCAUCGCCUGAAUUCUACAGAAAUGUGGUGAAGAUCCAGAAGCAUGUGACAUUUAACCAGGUCAAAGGCAUCUUUGGCUUCACAGACAGUGACUGUAUUGGAAAGAUCAGCUUCCCAGCUAUCCAGGCAGCUCCAUCAUUCAGUAACUCAUUCCCACAGAUCUUUAAAGGCAGAAAGGACAUACAAUGUCUCAUCCCCUGUGCCAUAGAUCAGGACCCCUACUUCAGGAUGACCCGUGAUGUAGCUCCGAGGAUCGGCCACCCCAAACCAGCCUUGCUGCACUCAACCUUCUUCCCAGCCCUGCAGGGAGCGCAGACCAAGAUGAGCGCCAGUGACGCCAACUCGUCUAUCUUCCUCACGGACACACCCAAGCAGAUCAAAAACAAGGUCAACAAACAUGCAUUUUCUGGAGGAAAAGACACUGUGGAAGAGCACAGGAAGUACGGUGGAAACCCGGAUGUAGACGUCGCCUUUAUGUAUUUGACCUUCUUCCUGGAGGACGAUGAACAGCUGGAAAAGAUCAGACAGGAUUACAUUAGUGGAGCUCUUCUAACGGGGGAAUUGAAGAAGCUUUUGAUUGAGACUCUGCAGCCAAUAAUUUCACAGCAUCAGGAGCAACGCAAAAAAGUCACAGAUGAGCGAGUCAAGCAAUUCAUGACACCCAGGCCUUUAAAUUUUAACUUCUAGUCCGCUUGAGCAAUGGAGAUGUCAAAGUUCAUUCUGUCACUGAUCUCUGUGCAAGAGCAAAUAAUGAUCCAUCUUUUUCAAUGGAACUUGUAACAGGAAGACACAGAUUUUCUCUUACAGUUUGCAAUCAGGACUGUGGGAAAAUGUAAAGUACUUGAGUAAAAGAGAAUGUCUCUGUGUCAAAAUAAGAAUCACAUUACCCUUGCCUUCAUGCUAAUUGCAGUGCUACUUGUUAGCUC